Merops nubicus (carmine bee-eater) is the source of this 234-nucleotide messenger RNA. RefSeq names its product poly(A) binding protein interacting protein 2B (gene PAIP2B). NCBI's taxonomy places the organism in Eukaryota, Metazoa, Chordata, Aves, Coraciiformes, Meropidae. The transcript is spliced from 2 exons. The annotation marks the transcript as partial. The record is from RefSeq and is a predicted model, not a curated record. Gene Ontology annotation, cellular component: cytoplasm. Gene Ontology annotation, molecular function: mRNA regulatory element binding translation repressor activity. Gene Ontology annotation, biological process: negative regulation of translational initiation.
GUGGAAGAGGAGCUGCAGGAGCAGGAGUUCCUCGACAGGUGCUUCCAGGAGAUGCUGGAGGAGGAGGAGCAGGACUGGUUCAUCCCAUCCCGUGACCUGCCCCAGGGCAUGGGGCAGCUGCAGCAGCAGCUCAACGGCCUCUCGCUCAGCGACAGCCACCCCUCAGAGGACAUCCUGAGCAAAAGCACCUUGAACCCCGACGCCAAGGAGUUUGUGCCGGGGGUGAAGUACUGA